This is a messenger RNA of Paraglomus brasilianum, 851 nucleotides long. The record is from the annotation of a GenBank genome assembly. NCBI's taxonomy places the organism in Eukaryota, Fungi, Glomeromycota, Glomeromycetes, Paraglomerales, Paraglomeraceae.
GAUACUAUGCCUUUGGAGCUCAAGUAACCUUGGUUGCCAUUUGUCCUCCUUCCAAAGAUGGAGAUAAACAUCCAGUGGUGGUUGAUAUUGUUAAAUCAGAUCUACGACAGGAAUUAGUUGGAAUACGUAAUGCUCCUGAGUUCAUACCAAUAACAAGGGACUCUAAAACUAUUGAAGUUUGUGGCACAAAUGUAAAAAAAACUUACAUGGGACCAGACUGCUGGCUGCAUGUCGAACAGCUCCGAGCAGUCUAUGAAAAGCUGGAAAGGAAGAAAGUACCAAAUGUUGAUUAUCUCAUCUCAUCAACUAUUAUACAACAAAAGCAUUGUGCUGUGGUUUACCUUGGACCAAGAGGAGAGGAUGUAUGCCCAAAAAGCAUGAUUGAGUUGCUUGAUGCUGUUUAUUGCGUUUUACAAGCACUAUUGAUUAUGCAUGGUGGCAAUGACCCUAUCUUUCAUCGUGAUAUUCGGUGGGCCAACAUUAUUAAACUGCCUAGCUUGUCCAAUGAACGAUCCAAGUGGAUGCUUAUAGACUGGGACGAGGCUGCUGGUCUCUAUAACAAAGCGGCUUUACAUUUGUCAGAAGAAAAUCAUGCACCAGAGGUGUUCAAAGAUAAUCAUGGCGAAGAAGUGGAUGUAUGGGCUGUUGGAAGGUUAAUCACUGAUGCAAAAAGGUGGAUUUUUGAUGUCCCGAACGAAAUCUAUAGCUUUGGUAUACGGUUGCAAUCAUCUAAUCGCCCAGGGACUAAGGUGGCGUUCGAAGAAGCUUUGUUGUUAUUGACCAAAUAUACUGACACCGGUACAGUGCCCUCUAAUGAACGAUCAGGAUAUAUCAACUUUAUGCAUAUGUAA